Trifolium pratense (red clover) is the source of this 1407-nucleotide messenger RNA. RefSeq names its product WAT1-related protein At2g37460-like. Gene Ontology annotation, molecular function: transmembrane transporter activity. NCBI's taxonomy places the organism in Eukaryota, Viridiplantae, Streptophyta, Magnoliopsida, Fabales, Fabaceae. The record is from RefSeq and is a predicted model, not a curated record. The coding region runs from base 1 to 1407 and encodes 468 amino acids. The transcript has 7 exons. Gene Ontology annotation, cellular component: plasma membrane.
AUGUCUUCCUCUCCACCACCUCUAGUGAAUAAUCCUCCUUCCACCACAAUCUCUCAAGAACAACCGACACAAUCCUCAUCACCACAUCCCUCAUCCUCAUCAUCCCCCACCACAAUCUCUCAAGAACAACAGACAGGAGCACCUUCCUCCUCCACCACAACAAACAUCAUCACACUAACCUCUCAAGAACAGCAGCAGCAGCAAGAUCCUCAUCCCUCAUCCUCAUCAUCCCCCACCACAAUCUCUCAAGAACAACAGACAGGAGCACCUUCCUCCUCCACCACAACAAACAUCAUCACACUAACCUCUCCAGAACAGCAGCAGCAGCAGCAGCAAGAUCCUCAACAAAUCAUCAGGAUAGAGAACCCCCAACAUCAAAAUUGGUGGCAAAGAACCAGACCAUAUGCAAUAGUCAUCCUAUUGCAAUUCCUGUUUGCCAUAAUGAAUUUCACAACAAAGCUGGCAAUGAACAACGGGAUGAGCAACUAUGUGUUCGUUGCAUAUCGCAACAUCCCUGCGUGUCUGGUCUUUGCACCAUUUGCGGUUUAUCGUGAAAGGGAUCGAUGGUCACAAAUGACAUGGUCAGUAUUCAGGAAGAUAUUGGCGCUUAGUGUGCUAGGACCUAUUAUGGACCAAGAUCUAUACUUCUUAGGGAUGAAGUACUCCACGGCAACCCUAGCAUCAGCAUUAGGCAAUACUCUUCCUGGCAUGUCGUUUAUUUUGGCUUGUGUUACUGGGAGAGAAACUAUAAACAUAACUGCUAAACCAAGCCAAGCAAAAAUAUUGGGCACAAUCAUAUCUGUUUUAGGUGCCUUGGUGAUGACUCUAGUUAAAGGUCCAGUCUUAUUUGGGACGGUUGGAGCUGAUAGCCAUAGUCAUCACCAUAAUGGUUUCCAUACAAUUCUUGGAGUGGUGUUCAUCUUGUUAUCAACUCUAAGCAAUGCUGCUUCAAACAUCCUCCAGACCAUCACACUAGAAGAGCUGAACCUACCACUCACAGUUACUUCACUGAUGCUUCUAUUUGGCUCAAUUGAAGCAAUAUUGGUGGCUGUGCUUAUGAAUAAAACUACAUAUUAUUCAGUUUGGUAUGUUUUUCAGUGGGAUAUCAAAUUAUUGACUGCUAUUUACGCGGGUAUAUUUUGCUCGGGGCUAGGUUUUUACUUGCGAGGACAAGUAAUGCAAGCUAGAGGUCCCGUAUUCGGAACCAUGUUUAAUCCCGUGUGCAUGAUCUUGGUCGCUAUGUCAGGCUACUUCUUUCUUGACGAGCAACAAUUCUUAGGAAGGGUGAUAGGUGCACUAAUCAUCUGUUCGGGUCUUUACUUUGUUGUAUGGGGGACAAACAAAGACAACAUACUUAGGCGCCAAGCGCAAGAGAAUGCAAAUGCAAAUGCGGUGGCAAAUCCAUAG